UCACCUGCGCGCCAGACAUCGUCAGCGCGCAGACCAUCACCUGCGCGCCAGACAUCAGCGCGCAGAACGUCACCUGCGCACAAGACACUGUCGGCGACCACACCACCAGCUGGGCGCCAAACUACAUCUCCUGCGCGCAGGCCAUCACCAGCUCGUCAUCUCUCCAGGAGCUCUGGGUCUGUGACCGAAGAGCCUCAACAAGACACUACCCUUGUGGACCCGUCACCCGAACUGUUUGAGUCAACAUGGUUAACGGACGAGACUUUUCUUGGGUUUGAAGACAGCCGUGCAGACGUAUCCAGCCAUACCCUUAAAAAGUCUCCAGAAUUGAGGACAAGUGAAGCUCCUGGAGCAGCGGCACCACCGGAUGGAGAAGAGGUGCCACGGACCAGCAGCGGACUUGCGUCGGGGAUUGGUUCCUUCUUAAGGCCGGAUCUCCUACAGGAUUCGUCGGACGACGAGGUGGAAGUGCAGCAGCCCGCUGUUUCUACAUCCCUGUCUGCACAAAUGCAAUUGGUGGCAGACGUACAGGAAGGGCAGGAUCCCUCAAAUGUUCAGAGGGUACACACCCUGGCAGCAGAGAUGACUGCCCGCCAGGAUACCUACACGAAUGUCGUUGAAACCAGACUGGACGCCAUUGAGAAGAUAAUGGAGAAGAUGGCAAACGGUCUGGUUGAAAUGCAAAAGGCUCAUGCCGACAGCACGACAGAAAUGCAAAAGACCAGACGAGAAGAUCACAGGGAGACUAUGGACAUCCUUCACGUUCUGGCCACAUCCAUCAACCGGCUGGUGGAGAACACAUUAUGCCUGGCACACAGCGUUGACAACAUGUCGGAGAGCCAACGACUUUCGGCAUCCAGCAACCAGAUCAUCGCAACCACACUGCAGAUGAUGUACGAUAAGCUCCCAGAGCCAGCUCAUCAACACGCUGGUGAACCACCGCAUCCGCCAUCACAAGCCACACGGACGCCUCCUUCCCUUCCUCCACCACCAUCCUGGUAUGGACGGUCACAGCUGUACCAAGGAUAUACAGGGAUGUACCACACCCACCAGAUGCCUCAACCACCAACACCGGCCGCAUCAUCUACACCUGCACGGCCACUGAGGCCAAGUCAACGCACUCCACAGCCGCCCAGGGCAUCGACGCCCCAUCAGGAGGAAGAAGAGGAUCCGGACGGACAACCACCAUAAGCCCGGUCGUAUUGUUUUAUUAUUUACUCUUAUGUUUCAUGUUUCCCUUUCUCCCCCUCCCAUUAGUUUUUUUUUUUCUUAAUGUUUUAUGUUUGUGUUGGGCUCCCCCACUCUCGACCGGAUACUACCAAGGAGCUUUAUGUCUAGGCAUACAUGCGUGGGCAUGUAUGCGGGCGCGUGUGGUAACUGAUGAAAGCUCCUUGUGGCUACAUGUAUGAUGGGCCAAAGAGCUAUUCUGAUACCACUUUUUUUUUUAAAAACAAACUCCUUUUUGUAUUGGUGUAAAAUAGGCUUUCACUGUUGUGUGAAUUUACUAUUCACUAGUGUUUAUUUUUGGCUUCUUCAUAGGAUUGGGUGGAAAAUUGAAGUGGACGGCGUAGUUCGUGUUGUGCGUACCAAGAUCUCUACACAAGAAAAUAAUGUAAAGAAGAACACACU
Molecule: messenger RNA, 1629 nt
Organism: Pseudophryne corroboree (corroboree frog)
Lineage: Eukaryota; Metazoa; Chordata; Amphibia; Anura; Myobatrachidae
Exons: 4
Coding region: 508-1191 (227 amino acids)
Source: RefSeq, a predicted model, not a curated record